UCACUGUGCUGAUCAGACACAGGAAGAGCUCCGGAGGAGAACGGAUAAAGCGAGACAAGUAGAGAAAAGGUGAGGAAAUGAAAGACAUGACUGACAGAUCACCACCGGUAAGAGUCGGAAUUGUGGGAUAUGGACAUUUAGGUCAGUUCCUGGUGGAACGCAUACAGAAGGAAGGUCUUGAAGUUGGACUCGGUUUGGCUUUUGUUUGGAACAGAAAUGCAGACAAACUCAGUGGCUCAGUCCCUAACGAUCUCGUACUGACCGAGCUCUCGGAUUUUACGCACAAAAACGCCGACGUCAUCGUGGAGGUCUGUCAUCCACAGAUAGUGAAAGAUUUUGGCGGGCGAUUCUUAUCACAUGCACACUUCCUGGUGGGCAGUCCCUCAGCUCUCUCAGAUUCUCAGCUAAAUGAGGAACUCCGACUCAUAGCAAAGCAGCAUGGACACACACUCUAUGUGCCUAGUGGUGCAUUAUGGGGUGGGCAGGACAUCCAGAGACUGAACGAUAGUGGAUUAUUAAGAGCCCUGUCUGUCCGCAUGUCAAAACACCCCUCUUGUUUUCGGCUGGCUGGAAACCUGCGCUCUGAUUGGUCAGAAAGAGAAGGCCGGCGUGUGAUUUUUCACGGUUCAGUAGCUGAACUCUGCCCGGUCGCCCCUAACAACGUGAACACCAUGGCGGCCGCCGCCAUCGCCGCAUCGACACUGGGCUUCUCUGGAGUCACUGGAGAGAUCGUGUCAGAUACAGCUCUGGCUGAUUAUCACCUUGUGGAGGUGGAAGUGACCGGGUCGGACGGCUUUUCUGUGAAAACAGUGAGGCGUAACCCAGCCAAGCUGGGAGCAGUGACAGGCAGCGCCACCUACAGUUCUUUCUGGAGCAGCUUACUGGUUUGCAAAGGUCAUGGAGGAAGAGUCUAUCUGUGCUGAAAAGGAAGAGGACUGCUGCAGAAUAAUACGCGCACACACACAAACCUUUUGACUCUUUUAGUUUUCUAAAUAAAAGCUGCAGUUUUUUGUUGGGGAACAGCCAAACGUUCCCACAAAUCAACACGGUUAGAUAUUGUCAUCCUUGUGGGAAUAAUUUGGGCUCCAAUGAGAUAUAUAAAUAUAAAGAUAUACAAAAUAAA
Messenger RNA from Ictalurus punctatus (channel catfish), 1123 nucleotides. RefSeq names its product aspartate dehydrogenase domain containing (gene aspdh). Gene Ontology annotation, biological process: NAD+ biosynthetic process. Bases 78 to 923 code for a protein of 281 amino acids. Gene Ontology annotation, molecular function: L-aspartate dehydrogenase [NAD(P)+] activity; NADP binding. The record is from RefSeq and is a predicted model, not a curated record. NCBI's taxonomy places the organism in Eukaryota, Metazoa, Chordata, Actinopteri, Siluriformes, Ictaluridae. The transcript is spliced from 8 exons.